CUCUAGUCCAGGGCUGGCAGGAAACCCUUCGUUUCUCAGUCGCUCUGCUCAUGCUGUGGUUGUAGCGAGGGCUGUGAACAGACUUUUCAAGUUUGCUUUUGCUUCGGAAGGCAGGAAAUCAGGGAAAACAGACACCGAGUGAGAACACGCACGGUCUGCAAUUCCCUGCCUGCAGGGAGGUGAGAACCCAGGGCCGGAGAAGGAGGAUGGACGGGAGAAUGUGACCGGGACGGGACUCUCUAGCCAUGGAAAUCUAAGAGCAGCUGGUCUGCACCUCACGGCAAACAGGGACCAUGGGCUGCUGCUGCAGUUCUGACUACGACGACGACUGGAUCGAGAACAUCGACAUCUGCGAGCACUGCAAUUACCCCAUCGACCCGGCCACUAAAGCCCAGACGCUGUUACGCAAUGGCUCCGAGGUGCGCGAUCCUUUGGUGUCCUACGAAAGCCCCACUCCGCCCUGCUCUCCUAUGCAAGACAAACUGGUGGUAGCUUUGUACGACUACGAACCAACUCAUGAUGGUGACCUGGGACUCCAGAAGGGGGAGACGCUCCGACUUCUGGAGGAGAGCGGCGAGUGGUGGAGGGCCCAGUCGCUCACCACCGGCCAGGAAGGCUACAUUCCCUACAACUUCGUCGCCAGGGUGAACAGCCUGGGGGCCUUUCCUCGGGUCUGGUUUCAGGAGCGGCGAGUGGUGGAGGGCCCAGUCGCUCACCACCGGCCAGGAAGGCUACAUUCCCUACAACUUCGUCGCCAGGGUGAACAGCCUGGAGCCAGAACCUCCAGGUUGGACCUGGGGGAGGGCGGGCAGGGGGCAGGACUAGAGGGCAGGCGUCUUAGAGGGAGAAAAGGAGCCACCUCAUUCCCCGGUGGCUCCUUCUCCUUGUCCGUGAGGGACUUCGACCAAACCCACGGCGAGAUGGUGAAGCACUACAAGAUCCGCAACAUGGACCAGGGGGGGUUCUACAUCUCCCCCCGCAUCACCUUCAGCAGCCUGCACGAGCUGGUGGAGCAUUACACCCACAGUACGGACGGGCUGUGCACCCGUCUGGGCAAGCCCUGCCAGACCCAGAAGCCCCAGAAGCCCUGGUGGCAGGACGAAUGGGAGGUGCCCCGGGAGACGCUCAAGCUGGUGGAGAAGUUGGGGGCGGGGCAGUUCGGAGAGGUCUGGAUGGGUUACUAUAACGGCCACACCAAAGUGGCCAUUAAGAAUCUGAAGCAGGGCAGCAUGUCCCCCAGCGCCUUCCUGGCGGAAGCCAACCUCAUGAAGAGCCUGCAGCACGCCAAGCUGGUGCGUCUGUACGCCGUGGUCACCCAGGAGCCCAUCUACAUCAUCACAGAGUUCAUGGAGAAAGGGAGCCUGGUGGAUUUCCUCAAGACCUCGGAAGGAGUCAAACUCACCAUUAACAAACUGCUGGACAUGGCAGCGCAGAUUGCAGAGGGAAUGGCCUUCAUCGAGGAGAAGAAUUACAUCCACCGUGACCUGCGAGCUGCCAACAUCCUGGUGUCUGACACCCUCUGCUGCAAGAUCGCUGACUUCGGGCUGGCUCGGCUCAUCGAGGACAACGAGUACACGGCACGGGAGGGAGCGAAGUUCCCCAUUAAGUGGACAGCGCCAGAAGCCAUUAAUUAUGGGACGUUCACCAUCAAGUCUGAUGUCUGGUCAUUUGGAAUCCUCCUGACCGAGAUUGUCACCUAUGGCCGGAUCCCUUAUCCAGGGAUGACUAAUCCGGAAGUGAUACAGAACUUGGAGCGUGGCUACCGAAUGCCUCAGCCUGACAACUGCCCGGAGGAGCUGUAUGGACUGAUGCUGCACUGCUGGAAGGAGAACCCAGAGGAGCGCCCCACCUUUGAGUACAUGAAGAGCGUUCUCGAGGACUUUUUUACGGCCACAGAGGGCCAGUACCAGCAGCAGCCAUGAGGGGACCCUGAGCAAGGGGCUGGCAGCAUCCUCACUUUGGGAUGUAAGGGAGGGUGGGGGGGAACGGUCCGGGUGCAUGAGCUCCUCAAAGACUCACACAGCUCAGCCCUGGGCUUUCGGAUCAGAGCUUAAACCUGGCAGAACCCUCAUGACAGUGAAGAUGUGUCCAUGUUCCUGCAGCACCCACACGCGCGUGGCAGAUCCGUCUUGAUUCUCAGAGCUGGGGCGCCGUGUGUCUCACGCACGCCGGCAAAAGAACUGCACGGCCCUGAGGGCUGCCAGGUUUCACCCACAGUCUGGAGCGCCCAGGCAAACUCCGCGGGCACACGUGUCUGCUCACAGCGCUGCCCGGGGGCUCACGCCAUGCACACGCACCCCACAGGGGUGUGCACCCAGGCAGGAAUCACAGAAACGGGCAGCUAUACAGAUGCAUACAAAGGCUUAGGCGUGGGGGCGCACCCCCUCCCCCCCUCCCGCUGCAGACACAUGGGGACAUGCUGUGCACGUCCAGCUAAGAGCUGCCCUGGAUACAGUCAGACCCAUAGCAACUAAAAUAACAGUUUUGCACCAGCAUGAGGCAGACGCCAAGUUCUCUCUCCUUGGGCAUUGGGGAACACUCAGGACCCGCCACCAAUUGCACUGGAACUAAAAACCCCUUCUCAGCACUGAUCUUCCGGAGGGAGAGACUCAGAGAGCUGCGGUGUGGAGCACCCCACGCCCCGCCCUCCCAUCCCUCCCCUAUGUUCCCAAUGCUGUAUUCCCCCAGGGAAGAUGGAUGGAUUAAUCAGGGUCAAGGGGUUUUGCAUGGAGCUGCCAGCCUUGGAACUGGGACCCGCUCACGCUCAGGGCUGUGAUCAAAGCGUACAAAUCGAUGGACUCCCCCACUGUGCAACAUAACCCUCUUCGCGCCAGAGCCAGACGGUCUCCGGGACACCCCCGAACACGUCCCAG
This is a messenger RNA of Pelodiscus sinensis (Chinese soft-shelled turtle), 2873 nucleotides long. The record is from RefSeq and is a predicted model, not a curated record. Lineage: Eukaryota; Metazoa; Chordata; Testudines; Trionychidae.